Molecule: messenger RNA, 741 nt
Organism: Vigna angularis (adzuki bean)
Lineage: Eukaryota; Viridiplantae; Streptophyta; Magnoliopsida; Fabales; Fabaceae
Product: protein MAIN-LIKE 1-like
Exons: 4
Coding region: 1-741 (246 amino acids)
Source: RefSeq, a predicted model, not a curated record
AUGUGGGACAUCCGUUUGCCUUCGACGGAUGUCCGACUUCCGUCGACGGAUGGCGAAGCUCGGAGAAGACCUACCGUUUCUGCUCGUAGAAGUCGGGCAGCUCCUAUCCAGCAUGACCCCAUAGCUGAGGAGCGAGCCGUUGAGGAACAAACAUAUGAGGCGUAUGAGACUCAUGGAGAGGAGCAUGCAGAUGUUCAUGACAUACAAGAGGAUGUCGCUGGAUUUCCUGGAGGUCCACACGAUCAUUCAUUGCUGAAGCACUAUGUUCAGCAUGUAGCUUAUGCUAUUUCCCAAGGCCGGGAUCGAGGGGACACACUGAAGUUGAUCUCCCACGGAAAAAAAGUAAAUAAGUUAGGACCAUGCCACGAGGGAAUUCAAGACAUUGUGUUGAAUUCCAGUUUGAUGCCUCUUACAGGGAUUUGUUAUGAUUACGUUGAUAAGGGGUUACUCCUCGGAUUCAUAGAGAGGUGGCAUUUUGAGACCAGUAGUUUCCAUCUCCCUAUAGGGGAGAUGUCGAUUACUCUUGAUGACGUCUCGACAUUACUUCACCUGCCCGUGAUGGGACAAAUGUGUGAUUUGGAGGAGUUGGAGUUUGAGGAGGCUCGUACAGCCCUUGUGCAACUGCUCGGCGUUGAUGGUGGCACAGCAGGUGCUGAGAUGGAGGACGCACGUGGUCCGAAAGUCAGACUCAGCUGGCUUAGAGAGAUAUAUGUUCAGAGGAUGUACGAUUUUUGCAAAUAA